AUGAAGUGGGGAAUUCUUCCUGUACAUCUGCUGCUGCUGCUGCUUUCUGUUUUCCUGAUUCAGCAAGUUUCUUCUCAAGAGCUUUCUUGUAAAGGCCGCUGCUUCGAGUCUUUUGUGCGAGGGAGAGAAUGUGACUGUGACUCACAAUGUAAGGAGUAUGGCAAGUGCUGCCCAGAUUAUGAGAGCUUCUGUGAAGAAGUGCAUAACCCCACAUCACCACCAGCUUCAAAGACUGUUCGUCCGGCUCCAGCAGCAUCUCACCCCAUCAAAUCAACCACCAAACGUUCACCUAAAUCACCAAACAAGAAGAAGACUAAGAAAGUUAUAGAAUCAGAGGAAAUAACAGAAGAACAUUCUGUUUCUGAAAAUCAAGAGUCCUCCUCUUCCUCCUCUUCUUCCUCUUCAAGUAUUCGGAAAGUCAAGUCUUCCAAAAAUUCAGCUGCUAAUUCAGAAUUAAAGAAGAAGCCCAAAGCAAAAGAUAACAAGAAGAAAAGAACUCCAAAAAAGACCCCUACCCCAGAACCACCAGUUGUAGAUGAAGGUGGAAGUGGAUUGGAUAAUGGUGAUUUCAAGCUUACUUCUACUCCUUCCAUUUCUACCACCCAGAGCAAUAAAGUUACCACAUCUCCAAAGAUCACAACAGCAAAACCAGUAAAUCCUAAACCCAGUCUUCCACCUAAUCCUAAUACAAGUGUUGCUAAAGUCACGCCCAAAGAGGCAUCCUCUACAGCCAACAAAGAGACAACAGUAGAAACUAAAGAGGCUAGUUCAACAAGUAAACAGACCUCAACAAGUACAAAAGAGAAGACUGUUUCAGCUAAAGAAACACGGAGUGCAGAGAAAGCAUCCAAUGAAGAGUCUGCACCCACACCUGAAGCACCUUCACCAACACCCAAAGCUGAAACUACAACCAAAGCCCCUGCCCUCACUACCACCAAAAAGCCAGAGACCACCACCCCCAAAGAGCCAGAGACCACCACCCCCAAGAAGCCAGAGACCACCACCCCCAAGGAGCCAGAGACCACCACCCCCAAGCCAGAGACCACCCCCCCAAAGGAGACUACUCCCACCACCCCAGAUGAACCUGUUCCCACCACCCCUGAGGAGCCUGCUCCCACAACUCCUAAAGAAACGGCUCCCACCACCCCUAAGAGGCCCACUCCACCUUCAAUGACACCUGUUCCAACCACCUCUGAGUCCUCUCCUCCCACUACCCCCAAGAUUCCUGCUGAACCAACUCCAGAGGUACCUGAAGAAACCACACCAAAGGUUCCUGAAAACAAUCCCAAGGCGCCUUCUGUAUCUACAAUGAAGGAUCCUGAAGUGACCAAACCUGAAAUGACUACCACACCUGAAAUUACAACUGCUACACCUAAGGUGACAACCCCAAACCCCACAACUCCAACAGAAGACAAGACUACGGAAUCUAAAACUACAAGCACAACCAGACAAGUGCCAACUACAACUGAGGUUACCACGACAGCUAAAACUACUACUAAAGCAACAACUACAGCACCCAAAGUAACUACUGCAAUAAAAGAGACUACCAAGAAGCCUGAAGAAACAACAGCUGCACCGAAAGACACAGUAACUGAUUCUAAAGUCACAACUCCUAAACCGAAAAAGCCCACCAAAGCACCUAAAAAGCCCAGAAAGCCUACUUCUACCAAAAAACCAAACACAACACCUAGAGUGAGAAAACCAAAGACUACACCAACUCCCUCAAAGACGCCAUUAACUACACCUGAAGUGAGCCCUACCUCUUUAGCUGAAGCCACCACCAACCCUAACCAAGCUCCAAACUCAGAAACAGUUGAAGUAAAUCCAAAGAAUGAAGAUGAAGAUGCUGCUGAAGGAGAAAAUCUUCAUCUGAUUCCCAAUCCCCCUGUGUCACGUCCUUUAGUGAUUUCAGGCAUCGAUUCCAUAGUGAGAGGACCCUAUCAAGGCAUUAGCACCAAUCCCAUGCUAUCAGAUGAGACUGAUUUAUGCAAUGGGAAGCCAGUAGAUGGCCUGACUACUUUGCACAAUGGGACAAUGGUUGCAUUCCGAGGUCAUUAUUUCUGGAUGCUAAACCCAUUCAGGCCACCCUCUCCACCUCGCAGAAUUACUGAAGUUUGGGGUAUUCCUUCCCCCAUUGAUACUGUUUUUACUAGAUGCAACUGUGAAGGAAAAACCUUCUUCUUUAAGGAUUCUCAGUACUGGCGUUUCACCAAUGAUAUUCAAGAUGCAGGGUAUCCAAAACAAAUUGUGAAAGGAUUUGGAGGACUAAAUGGAAAAAUAGUAGCAGCUCUUUCGAUAGCCAAAUACAAAAACAGGCCUGAAUCUGUGUAUUUUUUCAAGAGAGGUGGCAACAUUCAACAGUAUACUUAUAAACAGGAGCCUGCCAGAAAGUGUACUGGACGGAGGCCUGCGAUCAAUUAUCCAGUGUAUGGAGAAAUGACACAGGUUAGGCGUCGUCGUUUUGAGCGAGCUAUAGGACCUUCUCAAACACAUACCAUCAGGAUUCACUUAUCACCCAGUAGAGUCGUUUACCAAGACAAAGGUUUUCUUCAUAAUGAAGUUAAAGUGAGCACACUGUGGAGAGGAUUUCCAAAUGUGGUUACUUCAGCUAUAUCACUGCCCAACAUCAGAAAACCCGAUGGCUAUGAUUACUAUGCCUUUUCUAAAGAUCAAUACUACAACAUUGAUGUGCCCAGCAGAACAGCAAGAGCAGUUACAACACGUUCUGGGCAGACCCUCUCCAAAGUGUGGUACAACUGCCCUUAA
Elephantulus edwardii (Cape elephant shrew) is the source of this 2766-nucleotide messenger RNA. RefSeq names its product proteoglycan 4 (gene PRG4). The record is from RefSeq and is a predicted model, not a curated record. Lineage: Eukaryota; Metazoa; Chordata; Mammalia; Macroscelidea; Macroscelididae. Gene Ontology annotation, molecular function: polysaccharide binding; scavenger receptor activity. The transcript is spliced from 12 exons. Gene Ontology annotation, biological process: immune response. The coding region runs from base 1 to 2766 and encodes 921 amino acids.